AUGAAGAGCAUAAGCAUAGGAAUAUUUGGAAGUAUAGGCUCUGAAAAAACAGGGAUGCUAAACACCAUCCAGGCAAAUCAAAGAUGCACUUUGGCUCAAGAGAAGAAGAAAGCACGCAUGGAGACAAGCCUCUAUAAAAAAGAAACAUCUUCGGAGCUGCUUGAGUUUGCAGACUUUUCAGAACACUUUGAGUGUCCUUUUUAUCAUAUAGACAAGCUUGGCCUAUUCGAUGUUGUUUUGCUGACAGUUGAUGUUCGAACAGGGUGCACAGAAUACAUCAGCAGAGUUCUUGAAAAAAGACGAGAAGACGUGAUAGUGUGCAUAAACAAAGUAGACGUCCUUUUUGGAAGCAGGCCAGAGUCCAUUUACAAUGCUUGCCACACUCUAGUGGAAGCACUGGAUAAAAAAGCAUCGUCAAAGAUGUUCUAUCUUAUAGCCAGUGCACGGUAUAAGAUCUCUCUUUUUUCAGGCUUUGUCUCAGACUUUAGCAAAAAAAGGUUUAUUGAUCGCUUGCACACGGUGUAUAAAAUUCUCAGCAUCUCUGAUAUGCACAAAAAAGAUGUUAAAGAUGUUUAUUGGAAGAGUAAGUACUUUGAUGUUAUCGAUAAAAACACUGGCAUCUACAAAGCCAACCCAGUGCUUGCAUCAGUCAGCGACAUUCUUGUCCACGCAGAAGGCAUUCCCUCACUUUCGCACACGAUAAUAUCAGCAAUAAAAGAAAUUCACCAAGAUAAAAACAGCAGUGGAGAAGGUUUAAUAGCUGUAGAAGGCUUUUCAAACAAUAAAACCAACUUUCUAGUAAAAAAUACAAGCAUAGAAAACAACAGGACUAUUGUACACAAUAAAAGCACAUACAGAGUAAUAGACAUUUUGUCAAGUCACAGAGACGGCCAUAUUCACACUGUGCAGAUAGAAAAAGAAGAAGAGCUGCUGCAGGAGAUAAAAAGCACAAACACACACUACAUAUCGAUAGUCUUAUCUAUUAUUGGCGAAGAAGAGUGCAAGAUGGUAAAAAGAUUAAGCAGUGCAUAUCCAGGUAUAUCGCUAUGUCCCACUCAAAGUACAGAAAAGUCAGGACCAUCUGCAGAGUAUAAGAUUGAGAUAUUCGCUGUAGGCCCGCACACCUUAGAAGAGUUUAUAGCUGACAUUCACAAAAAUGUAGACAGGCAAUCUAUAAAAACAUCUAGACCACUGUACCAUGUACGCAGAACACCAAAAGGUAGCAAUGCAUUUACUCUCUCCAUUAGAAGUGUUUAUAUUAGAAUAGAAUUGCUAUCUGCUUUUGAUAAAGAUAGCCGAGAAAAUGGCUUAAAAACAGAAAAAAAGAGCAGUUCUGACUAUUUGAUCUAUGAGUUAGACAAAAACAGCCACAACUAUGUACACAUAAAGAAAGACAUAUUGGAUAAUGGCAUAGAAAGCGCUGAAAUUUACUCAACAAUAAAGAGCGCUGUGCAGUCUAUAAAAACAUCAAAUAAAGUGCUGAGUAUUUCUCACACAGUGGCUGUGGCAGAGCUGCUUCAUGCACCAUCAAGCAAAAAGAGAACAGAAAAUGAUACGGAUAAAAGCGUAGAAAUAUGCUUCAACAGGUGCCAAUAUUCAAUAAUUGAGCCGUACAUUGUGCUUCAAGUUCUGCUGCACACUCCUGCCAUGUGUGUGCCAAGAUCAUGCGAGGCAUUCUUGAACAAGCUAACACAAAAAAGAACAACGAAGUCUCUUACCGCCUCUAUAGCAAAGAGAUGCAGUGGGAAAGUACUGCAUUUCACUGAAGAUGCUUUUUUACUGGCUGCCAAGCUAGACAUCAUCCUUCCAGGAUCAACGCACACCGAGUUUCUGUCACUGAUAAGCACAUUCUUCAAAAGCUUUCUUUCUUACACGAUCGAUAUUCAGUACAUGCCCAGCCCUUUAAAAAAUAGCAGAUCCAGUGAUCUUCCACCUGAGCUGUCUUUGGUACAGAAAUCCAAAGAGAACGUAUUUUAUUCCAGAGUGUAA
Molecule: messenger RNA, 1989 nt
Organism: Nematocida minor
Lineage: Eukaryota; Fungi; Microsporidia
Exons: 1
Coding region: 1-1989 (662 amino acids)
Source: RefSeq, a predicted model, not a curated record